AUGCGUAGGGCGGAGUUAAAAAUACGUGAAGUGGCGGAGAAAGACAAGUCUCGAUUAAAUAAUACUCGUAUUAUGGUUAGUGACAGCCUAAAAGAAAAAUGCUUCCGAGCCACAGGAACCAUAAGGGAAAAUCGAUCACCCAAGUGUCCCACCAAGUCAUCCAAAGAACUCGAGAAGGAACCGAGAGGGGCCUAUGACUGGCACUUUGACAGUAGCCAAAAAAUUCUUGUAGUCAAAUGGAAUGAUAGCAGGUGCGUUUCGGUGGCAACCAACUUUGAUACACUUUUACCAACCACUAUUGUACAAAGGUGGAACAAAGAAGAAGGUGGUCGUGUUCCAGUUGCACAACCUCUUUUGAUUGCCAAGGGCAAUAAGCAUAUGGGAGGGGUGGACCACCAUGAUUGA
Messenger RNA from Anthonomus grandis grandis, 405 nucleotides. RefSeq names its product piggyBac transposable element-derived protein 2-like. Bases 1 to 405 code for a protein of 134 amino acids. The record is from RefSeq and is a predicted model, not a curated record. The transcript is spliced from 2 exons. Lineage: Eukaryota; Metazoa; Arthropoda; Insecta; Coleoptera; Curculionidae.